CAUGUAGAAGAAGUAGAACGUGAAAAUGGUAACAGAGGAAGUUUAGAACUUCUGAUAACAGCUGACUUGACUUAUCAGCGAGACACAGACGGGUAGUUUGUAGAUGUAAAGCGUGCUUUGGUCUCCAAAACCUAGCCAACAUGGUGGAAGAAUUAAACGCUUUGCUGUUGGACAUCUCGAACGAGUUAAAGGAUGACAACUUAAAGAAUUUAACUUUUUUGUGCAAUGGUGUUAUCGGGAAGAAACCCCUAGAGAACGUAAAGAGUGGCACUGACCUUUUUCAACUCCUCAAGGAAAAGGAGAAAAUAACCCGUGGCGAUACGGCCUUUCUCCAUUACCUUCUCCUAAAAAUCAAUCGAAGUGACCUGGCUGAAAAAGUUAGUGAAUUUCAACGCAAGCACGGAUAUGCAACAAGUCCAAUCAUCGACGAGAGGGAACAAGAAAAACUGACCAUAGUCAGUGAAAUCCUUGUGGACAAUCUUGGGAAGGACUGGAAAAAAUAUGGCCGCAAACUAGGGCUGCAAGAAGGGCACCUCGAGCAGAUUGAGGAGAAGCACCGCGGCAACCUGGGCGAGAAGGUGAUGGAGGUCAUCAAGAUGUGGACCAAGAUGCGGAAAGGUGACGUCAAGGCUGAUCAGCUGAUCGAGGCCCUCCGCUCUUGCCUACUCAAUUACACAGCUGAUUUAGUGCAGAAGGUGCUGAAGGACAAAGGAGUUUCCUGAAGACAAGAGGUUCUUCCCAUUAUCCUGACUCCCAUCCUCCCUUGUACUCGUGGCCUCGUGUUGACGUCGCAAGGCCUCAUUGACAACGAAGGUUUAAUUCAAUAUCUCGCAAAGGUCAUUUUUUCAUGUGCAAUCAGGAUGUUGAAUGGGGAAAUUUAGUCCCCCCAAAAGUUGUUGUGGCUAGGCUGACGGCGGGGAAACUUUGUUUGUUUUCUCCACAGAGACAGGGCGCCAGCGAAGUGCGAGGCCAUAAGUACAGGUCGAGGGAUGGGAGUUAGGAUAAUGAACUGCACCCUUGGCAUUUUUGGAGACGCGGGGUACAAGUCAAACUACUUCCUCCAGUCCUUUUCUGUGGCCUGUGGCCUCUGGCCUCGCACUGAAAGGUUCCAUGCCACUGAUGAUCGAAGUUUUUAUCCAGUAUCUUGCAACGGCACAAUUCAAAGGUCAUCUCAUGUGCAAUCAGGAUAUUGAAUGGGGGAAACUGUCCCACAAGUCGCUCUGCAUUGUUUGACAGCAGGGAAACUUUUUUUUUUGUUUAGAGACCAAGGCAAGAGGCCACAGGUCACAGGAAAUUACAGGAGAUAGCAUUUUAAUUCAUACCCUUGGUUGCUGGACACUGAAUAUAUUAUUGAACUCUGUGAAAAGAAAUGUUUUCUGUUAAUUGGGAAUGAAUGAAUGAACCUUUUUCAUAGCUGAUUUAUUUCGAAUGUGGGGGUGCGGGUGAGGAAUACAUGUUCUCUUGUUAUAUGCAUGUCCCUGCCUAUGCAAAUAUGAAGAGCAAUUUGUUAUUGCCACUGAG
This is a messenger RNA of Engraulis encrasicolus (European anchovy), 1521 nucleotides long. It is a transcript of the gene fadd, whose product is annotated as Fas (tnfrsf6)-associated via death domain. Gene Ontology annotation, molecular function: protein binding. The coding region runs from base 141 to 722 and encodes 193 amino acids. The record is from RefSeq and is a predicted model, not a curated record. The transcript is spliced from 2 exons. Gene Ontology annotation, biological process: regulation of apoptotic process; signal transduction. Lineage: Eukaryota; Metazoa; Chordata; Actinopteri; Clupeiformes; Engraulidae.